AUGGCCAACAUCAACGAUUUGCCGAAUGAAAUUCUCGAGUUCAUCUUCAGCUUGCUUCCGCCCUAUGAACCAUUAGAACACUGUGCAGGUGUUUGCAAACGAUGGAAUCUGCUGGCCACAAAUGUGCGAGCACGAAAGAAAUCCAACUUACAGAAGGGGUUGAUUGAUUUCAAUCUUUGUUGGAAGGAAAUUCUUCACGAAUCGACGCCCCGAAUCGCAGCGCGUUUCGCCCAUGCCAGCACGUUGCAUCGAAACUCGAUGUACGUGUUCGGUGGUGCAUCGUCCUACGACACCACGUUCAACGAUCUGUGGCGGUUUGAUCUUUCACGGCGCGAAUGGAUCCGACCAAUCUCGAUGGGAACUUAUCCGUCUCCGAAAGCGGGUGCGUCGCUCGUUUGUUACAACGAUUUGCUGGUACUGUACGGUGGGUGGCGUCAUGCGUACACACCGUUUCACAUGUGCACAAUAAUUGACGAGCUGCAUGUGUACAAUAUAUUGGAAAAUCGGUGGACCAUUCACAAUCAAGCGUUUGGGCCACCAGCGAUGACGGGCCACUCGGCUACGGUGCACCACAAUCAGAUGGUGCUGUUCGGUGGAUACCAGAACAACAUGGAACAUGUACGCACAUCGAACGAUAUCUGGGUGUUGGAUUUGAAGCGGCUCGUGUGGAAGAAGCCCGCCGUUUCCGAUCUGAAACCUGCACCCCGCUACGGACAGUUUCAGAUGGCGGUCGGGGAAGAUCACCUUCUGGUGCUGGGAGGAACCGGAGGCGUGAAUCGGGUGUUUAACGAUGCAUGGCUGUUGGACAUGCAGCGCGACACGUGGGUAUGGAAACGGGUGCAAAUUAAGAAUAAAAGAGGCCCCGUCACUAACAAUUGGUGCUAUCCGGCGUGCAAUGUCGGUUCGAAAGUGAUCGUGUUAGGACCAACGUCACCGAACGAUUUGCAAAUCAUCGUUCCAAGCCGUGUUCCUCCCGUGGGUCGAGUACGCCCUAUGGUCGAGAUACACCGCAUUCGAAUGUGCGGUGCUCGAGGGGUGCACAGGGGAGAACCUAACAUUCCCCGAAAUAGCCCACCGCAAAGACCCAACUUACCGCCACCUCCGCCCGCACCGCUCCAACCCGCAUCAGUCCCAGUCCUGCCAGGACCAUCCGCUCCGAGCAAAGAGAGUACUGCUGCCACACCAAAACAACCAUCCUCUGCGGUACAAAAUGUGGUACCCGGUGAAGCGAGACCCGGACCGUCUGGAUUACGGUCGCCGAGCAGUUCCGCUGCUGGCCCACCGUCACGUGCGAUGCCUGUCAUACGAAGUGCGUUUGGUCGCCAAUCGUCCGAAGAUGACCACUUACCGAAACGCUUUAACCAGCAAAACCUGGAACAGAACCACAUGGCGAUGGUCGCAUUCAGUGUAGACUCCACGAACCAUCAUUCAUCGAUAGCGGCUAGUACCCGAGAGCGGCAACUCGAGCGGUUACGAAAGAUCGAAGAGAAAAUAUCAGCCAUGCGACGCGCGAAGGAAGCUGAACAACACCAGCAGCAGCAGCAGCAGCAGCAGCAACAGCAACAGCGACCAAUAGAUCGACCGCUGCCCGAUGAUCAGCUACUAGAUGACGCAAACGAAUCUGUGCAGGGUAACAGAGACCCUAGCAACAUGUACGAGUCCGUCAGCACGAGCGGAUCCGAUCCGAUCACACCGAAGCGCGUAAAACGGAACGGGCUGGCCAUUUACGUGUGCGAUGUGUCCAAUCUGCUGCCAACGGACGGAAGUACGGAACCUUGCAUUGAGUGGCAGGAGUCGAAAAACAGUGGUCUUAUAGCGGGUGCACCGGACCACUACACGUUUUCCACAAUGAUCAGCGGUAACGGUGAGGUAAUCGUGUUUGGCGGUUUGAACAAAAACCACAAAUCGGAAAAUCUAUGUGUUUCCAACUCCGUGCACUUUCUCACCGUUCCAACGGCCGUUGUGUAA
Anopheles marshallii is the source of this 1968-nucleotide messenger RNA. RefSeq names its product F-box only protein 42 (gene Fbxo42). The coding region runs from base 1 to 1968 and encodes 655 amino acids. The record is from RefSeq and is a predicted model, not a curated record. Lineage: Eukaryota; Metazoa; Arthropoda; Insecta; Diptera; Culicidae. Gene Ontology annotation, molecular function: protein binding. The transcript is spliced from 2 exons.